Messenger RNA from Alexandromys fortis (reed vole), 1916 nucleotides. RefSeq names its product coiled-coil domain-containing protein 121-like. The transcript has a single exon. NCBI's taxonomy places the organism in Eukaryota, Metazoa, Chordata, Mammalia, Rodentia, Cricetidae. The record is from RefSeq and is a predicted model, not a curated record. Bases 91 to 1053 code for a protein of 320 amino acids.
AGGACGCUGUGCCGCUGGGUCCUGGAGUGAUACCUACCACCUGGGCUUGCUCCCUUGCCUUUACCCUCCCUGACCUGGGGAUUCCGGAGCAUGCUUGCCCAGAGCCCUCAAAGUAGCCCUCUGCUCACAGCACACCUUACUGUUUUAACUACAUUUCUCAAGCCGAAGUUGCUAACGAGGUUGGAGAAACGGGUGAAAAGGAAGACAGUGGUGGCGCUGAAGGAGCUGAGCCAGCAAACCCAUGAAACUAAAUGCCGACGGGAAAGGCUGCUGGAGGACAGCAGGCAGCUACUGGAGGAGAAAUACCGUGUGCAGGCCGAAAACCAGCUUUUCCUGGAAUACCUGUGUAAGAACAAGGAGCAGUGUGAAAAGAAGCAGGAGGCCCUGCGGAAGCAGUAUGCUCAAGAAUGUGGCGAAAUAGAACAAAGGAGACAGGAACUGGCGUCCAGAUAUGCCCAGAGAAACUCAGCCCUUCAAGCCCAGCUCCUGCAGGGCAAAAAGACCCAGCAGGAUUUACAGCAGCAGCUGCAGGCACUGAAGAUUGUUUACACCAUAAAGGAGUGGCAGGACAGGAAGAUACAGACCUUGGAGAAGGAGAAAGAGAAAAUCCGAGGUGAGACAGCGGCCAAGGACCGGGAAGCACACAUCCAAUUUCUGCGGGAAAAGGCCCGGAUGGAGAAGGAGCUGGAAGAGUUGCGCUUGAUGGAACUGGGACAGAGCAGCACCAAGGGGCCUAGGAGGGAGUACAGGGCCUUGGCGCUGGCCUGCAAGCAGGCUCAUUUCGAGUUCUGUGACAGCCUCCACAGAGAGAACCAGCAGCUACGGAAGGAGCUUCAGCAGCUGAGUCAGGAGUACCGCAAGGUGGAGGCUGUGAGAAUCCGUUUAGAGAGAAGGCAGCAGCUGGUGAAGGAGGAGCAGUGGUAUCUAGAGGCCUUGAUCAGAGGGCGACAGCGGCUGCAGGCAGGACGUGAGCGCCAUCGUGGUCAUAAUCCGUGCCUCAAGGAAGAGCAUGCUUCAAAGACCAUGCUGAGCCCCAAAUCAAGAACAAAUUAAAAGUAACAGCUACCAUAACUGACUAAGGAAUCUGAGCACUGGAGGUAAUCUAUAAUCAAAGCAUCCAUCAUGGAGAAUGGAAUUGCGCUUUCAUGAUGGGCAGUUGUCGCAAUAUCCGGUUGUGCUCCUAGUCUGAGGUCCACAUCCAGGCCCUCUGCCCCCUGGGCUGUUGUGGGUUCCAAAGAUUUAGAACAUUUGGAAAACUUUUUUUAAAAAUUGUUUUUGUUUGUUUGUUUUCUUGUUUGUUUGUUUGUUUGUUUUGAGACAGGGUCUCUUUGUAGCUUUGGAGCCUUCCUGAAACUUGCUCUGUAGACCAGGCUGGCCUCGAACUCACAGAGAUCUUCUUGCCUCCCGAGUGCUAGGAUUAAGGGCGUGUGCCAACAACACCUGGCUUGGAAGACUUUUUAAAGAGUUGUGCCACACAUUUUUAUAGCAGCAUUUGAAAUUCUCAGAUUGCUCAUUGGCAACAUGUAUUUUAGUUCAACCACACUUAUUUUUUUUUCUUAAUAUGUACUUUUUAGUCACAAAGUGAGAUAUAUAAUUCAUAUGUUCUAUGUAUUUUUUUCCCAUUUGAAACAGCUAGGAGUCAUAUUUUAAACUGUAGGGCUUUGCUGUUUGUUGAGAGGGUUGUAUCCUUGCAUUUGUUGAACUGUGGUCCAGGAGAAUGGUCACGUAUUUUGUUUGGCAAGGCUCCUGCAUGGAAAAAUGUGGUUGGCUUUAUGGUUCUCAGAAAUUAUUGGUAAUGAAAAUUUUUAAAGUAACUUUCUAGAGUUUUCAGCUUUAUUGAUAUGUAAGUGGAUUUGUUUAAAAUCGGAUUAAAAGGGGACUUCACUUUUCAAUGUGUCUUAUCAUUUAACAUUGCU